UGAUCGAACAAUUGAAUGGCCUUCUAUUGAUGAUUUUCAAUAUCAUCAACAAUUACAACAAAAUGGUGCAACACUUCCUCCUACUCCUGUUAUGCCAACUUAUCAAUCUUAUCAACAAUUUCAACAAAGAUAUUAUUCUUCAAUACCUCCAUCAUCUUAUUAUUUUGGUCACUCACAACAAUAUAUGUUUCCCGCUCAUUUAG
Molecule: messenger RNA, 203 nt
Organism: Scutellospora calospora
Lineage: Eukaryota; Fungi; Glomeromycota; Glomeromycetes; Diversisporales; Gigasporaceae
Source: the annotation of a GenBank genome assembly